CCCUGGCAGCUGUCUGGGGCUGGCUCAAUCUCACUGACGUGUCGGGAGCUAGUUGGGCAGAAGAAAUCUGGCACCACAGCAUAAUAUGAAACCUUAGAUCACAAGGGCAGAACUUGUUCAGACUGAUUCUAUGAAUACCUGUGUGUGUGGGGGGGGCACCUAUCAUGGAAGGAGGAGAACUACCUUGGCUUUUGGUAAAUGAAAUUGGUGGCAUACGUGGGAUACUGCAUAGCCAUGUGCCAUUCCUGAAGAAACAUUUCCAUCUCAUCACCAUGAAGGAAUUUCUUGAAAACAGAAAGGAUGUAGGCAAAAAGGUCCAAGCAAUCUAUUUGUGGUGGCACAAACCAGUCAUCGACAAAGAGCUACUCCAGAGCCUGCCAAACUUAAAAGUGAUUGCGAAUUCGGGGGUGGGGAUGGAUCACUUGGAUCUGAAGCUUAUAGCUAGCUUUGGUGUGAAGAUGGCUAAUGCUCCACGUGCUGUUUCCAGCGCCACAGCAGAUACUGGGAUGGCUUUGCUGCUAGCAUCUGCUAGAAGACUCGUGGAAGUCCAUAACAUUUCAAUUUCUCCUAGUAUGGACUACUGUGAAGCUGAUAUUCUGGGAGUUAAAGUUUCUGGAGCUACUCUGGGGAUCAUUGGCAUGGGCCGCAUUGGGUAUAAGAUUGCUGUGAGAGCCAAAGCAUUUGAAAUGAACAUUUUGUAUCACAACAGGACACAGAGGAAAGUGCAAGAGGAGCAAGCUGUUGAUGCCACUUACUGCAAAAAGAUAGACAGUUUGCUCCAGCAGGCAGAUUUUGUGAUGCUGGUGGUGAGCCUGACACCUCAGACACACAAGCUGAUCGGGAAAAGAGAGCUGGAGCUGAUGAAACCCACAGCUACCCUGAUUAACAUCAGCCGAGGUACCAUCCAGAUCCAGAUCCACUGGCCGGCCUCACAGCGUGCUCCUGCUGUGUCCCACAGCCCCGUGCUGCAUCCAGAACAGCUGGGGCGCAUGGCGAGGAUGAUGAGGUGCAGUAGUUGACCAAGAGGCGCUGGUGGCAGCUCUGCAGACCGGUGUUAUCAGGGCCGCAGCUUUGGAUGUCACCUCCCCAGAACCACUGCCCAGGUUGCUGUCUCUGCUUAUUUCUCAGGAAGCAUGGGGGAGCCCUGCUGAGAGCAGAGGCAUCCCUGCAGCAGGCAGGAAGCUGGCUCCCCAGCCCCUGGCAUGAGUUUGGAGAAAAGUGCCAUGAAUGGGAAUGGGAUGCAGCCCAGACAUAGGGGCUGAUAACAGACCAAAGGGAAGCCUGGGAGCCAGGAAACAGCAGGAGGCAGGGAAAGCAUUUAAACCCAGUCCUUAGAAUCACCGCCUGAAGCUGCAGCAGUGCUUCACUUGCAAAUUGCUUUAUUAGAAAGUGCAGCUUGCCAUUUUUAAUGGGUGGAAGCUGGAGGUGUCCUGCACAGGCUUCUUUCACAAUACAAAGCUGAAGUACUGCAAACCUCUUGGGCCCAGAGACUGCUUAGCUUCUCUAAAAAGACAACCAGGAUGGUGCCUUUUGGAAUUAACUGUGCUGGCUGCAUUUUGGGUUGUGGGGAGUUUGGUUUUGUUGUGUCUGUGCACAAAUAACUACAGCUGAGACUAUUGCGUAAGGUGAAUGCAUCAGGAGGGUUUAAUCCUCUCUUCUGACAUAGUUCAAAUUGCUGCCUCAUGGCAGAAGUGUGUUUCUGGAGAGAAGAGCUACUUAUGAAGUCUUUGCAUGUCCUAUUACCAUCCAAAAUUACUUCAAUAUAGGUGCUCUGGUUCUCUGGGUCUAAGUGGGACUUGUAAAGCUGUAUCAAUUAACUGUAAAUACAGUGCAAAAGCUAAA
This is a messenger RNA of Pyrgilauda ruficollis (rufous-necked snowfinch), 1842 nucleotides long. RefSeq names its product probable 2-ketogluconate reductase. Gene Ontology annotation, molecular function: glyoxylate reductase (NADPH) activity; NAD binding; hydroxypyruvate reductase [NAD(P)H] activity. The transcript is spliced from 5 exons. Bases 165 to 1019 code for a protein of 284 amino acids. The record is from RefSeq and is a predicted model, not a curated record. NCBI's taxonomy places the organism in Eukaryota, Metazoa, Chordata, Aves, Passeriformes, Passeridae. Gene Ontology annotation, cellular component: cytosol.